AGACAUGGACCCACCUCACGCCUGUCCUCUGCUCCUGGCUCUUGUCCUGAGCUUCACAGUCACAGCUCAGGCCUGGGACCAGUUGGAGCAGUGCAAAGAUAAAAUCUGCCCAAAAUUCACCCGCACGGCACAACAUAAGGGUUAUGAGGAGCGUCUGUACGAGCCAUGUACGUGGAUAUGCACAAAAGUCCGGACCACCAGCACCAGUGACCUCCUGUCCGCCUUGGGAGAGCUUAAACACUUCGCUAAGCAGAAGACCAAGCAGCUAGGUGUGGCCAUAGCUGAAAACACUUGGCCUGUGCUCGUCUAUGAGGAGGCGGGGCAGGAGGGGCCGAAGUACGGGAUGUGCUGGAUGGUUAAUCCAGAUGUGACCCUUCCUGACAGUGACCAAGGGCCAGUGACAGUCACGACAUUCCCACAGACUGCCAUCUUUGUCAGGUCUUUUGGAGGAACUCCGUCUCUGGAGGGAGGUCGAGACAAUGCAAACAAACUGAAGCAGGAUCUAGAAGAGGCUGGAGAAAGUUUUAAACCAGGCCAUUUCUACGGUGCUGGAUACGAGAGCCAGUUCUCCCUCUUUCACCACAACGAGAUCUGGAUCAAGAAAGCUUAGGCCCCUCUGAGGCACCA
Molecule: messenger RNA, 627 nt
Organism: Periophthalmus magnuspinnatus
Lineage: Eukaryota; Metazoa; Chordata; Actinopteri; Gobiiformes; Gobiidae
Gene: soul2
Product: heme-binding protein soul2
Exons: 4
Coding region: 5-610 (201 amino acids)
Cellular component (GO): cytoplasm
Source: RefSeq, a predicted model, not a curated record